UCUAUUCAAAGCGCUUGUCAGAAGAAAAACAUGGGAUAUUUUGAAUCAUUCAUAUCUUAAUCCCCUGUUUCCAGCUUAACCAACAUCGCAAACUUUGGUGAGAGGUUAGAGAUUUGAAAUGUAUAUCGCGUGUUAGCUCAUUAUCAUCAGGAACACAUGCACAUGGAAGGCAAGGAAAACAUGGAAGGCUAGAAGUCCAACAUGCAGAAGUAUGACCCCAACUGUCCUUUGGCCACAAUGGAAGACAUCCAGAAGGCCUACAAGGUCGUACAGGAGAGCGCCCUCUGCGUACGAACUCCAAUGGCGCACAAUGCUCAAGAAUGGAUGAGACUUGAUCUUGCCUGCGACCUGAGUCUGAAGCUGGAAAAUACACAGACAACAGGGUCAUUCAAGGUCAGAGGUCUUGCUAAUCAACUGGCUCACAUCCCUGAAUCCGUGCAACAGGAAGUAAUUACCAUGUCAGCAGGGAACUAUGGGAAGGCCUUCUCCUUUGCUAUGCAGCAACGAGGGCUAAAGGCCAGGGUCCUCAUGCCAGAAACAGCCCCACGAGUCAGAGAGGAGAUCAUGAAGGGUUAUGGAACUGAAGUUGAACGCGUGCCAGCCAGAGAGCUCCAGCCUACCGUUGAUCGCUACGUAACCAACGAAGGAAUGCAUUAUCUACAUCCCUUCGAUGAUUUCAAUUUAAUCUGUGGACACGGAAGCACAGGUUUAGAGAUUCUUGAAGAGGUGCCAGAUCCUGAUGUGAUCGUCGUAUGCUGUGGGGGAGGAGGUUUACUGGCUGGAAUAGCCGCUGCUGUAAAACUUUCAGGGAAAUCUCAUACAAAGAUCUAUGGGGUGGAACCCGAACAAGCUUGUUGCAUGUACAAAAGCAAACAGUUAGGGAAACCAGCACAAGAUCCGAAUGUACGCUCUAUCGCCUCAGGACUAUCCCCUCCGUUUGCAGGUUCGAAUGCAUUUCGCCACGUUGAAGAAUACGUAGAAGAUAUUCUCCUACUCAGUGAGGAAGAAAUCAUCGCGGCGGUCUCUCGUCUCUAUCACGCCGGGUUGGUGGUGGAGCCAGCGGGGGCUGCAGCCUUUGGAGCGGUUCUUUUCGGUAAGGUGCCCGACAUCGAGGGCAAGAAGGUGGUGGUGGUGAUCACUGGCGGGAAUGUCUCGCCUCAAGAACUCUGCGAUAUCCUCAAGACCCCGUCGUGAUGUGGACCUCAAGAGACACUCAUAAGAAAUCGGAAUUUCCCGUAUUGUGAUUACAUUUUCAGUCGUUCCAACACACAUCUAAGGUGGAUUUUUCAUUUACCGAAAAUAAUUGACCAAUUUUACUUGUAUUAUGAUCAUGUUAAAAAUUACGAGAGUGGCACGACGGUACGGACAACCCGAAAACGUCAAGCCUCUGCUACAUAAUGUCAUACAAAUGUAUUUCAUAUUAUGUUGAGAAAAUGUAUGUAUAAAACGGGUAACUAUAUUGUGGUUAACGUGUAUAUUCAGUUGCAAUGUGCCGAAAUAAAGUAUGAUUUCUUUCA
Molecule: messenger RNA, 1517 nt
Organism: Strongylocentrotus purpuratus (purple sea urchin)
Lineage: Eukaryota; Metazoa; Echinodermata; Echinoidea; Camarodonta; Strongylocentrotidae
Product: putative threonine dehydratase
Exons: 7
Coding region: 202-1194 (330 amino acids)
Biological process (GO): L-threonine catabolic process; L-serine catabolic process
Molecular function (GO): threonine deaminase activity; L-serine ammonia-lyase activity
Source: RefSeq, a predicted model, not a curated record